AUGGUCGCCUUACGCGUGCGUGUCCUUGUCGUCCCUACUCUACGCCCACCGACUCCGGCGCGGCUUUCCCGACACGUCUCUAGCCCGCCAUGUCUCGGAACACUCCAUCCACCUGCACCCGCUCCAACUGUGAGGCUUGCAUUGCUGGGACUACCAUCUAGACGAUGUUUUGCGUCUUCUGCAACUUCUCGCGCUCCUUCGUCUCCUCCUGUCUCCGAAACCAAGCGGACAGAGGUCAAGUCGACCGAAAGCAGGUCGCAAACGCCGGGCAGGUCAAUAUGGAGUCGGUUCCUACCCUCCAAUGCGCAGGAAUCGGGCAAGAGCGCGUCCUCUUUCCGCAAGAUCGUUUCCCUCGCCACUCCGGAGAAGAAGCCGCUAGGAGUAGCGAUUGGGUUGCUCUUGGUGUCGAGCGCGGUCUCGAUGAGCGUGCCGUUUACGAUCGGGAGGCUCAUUGAUUACUUCUCGAGCACGAACCCGGAAAUACCCUUCGGCCUGUCAUUAGGACAAGCAUCUGCGAUCCUCCUACUGCUCUUCACUGCAGGCGCUACCGCUAACGCAGGGCGCGCAAUGCUUAUGCGUCAGCGGAUUGUCGCACGGUUGCGGGAACGGACAUACGCGGCAGCACUGCGACAGGAGGUCGAAUUCGUCGAGAAGGGCGAGGGUGACGUCCUGAGUAGGCUCAGCGUGGAUUCGAGUAUUGUAGGCGAGAGUGUGACACAGAACCUCUCGGAUGGUCUUCGGUCGGUGGUUAUGGCGUCCGCAGGGCUGGGAGCGAUGUUCUACAUCUCCCCGCAACUCACGCUCCUCAUGCUCACGGUCGUACCUCCCGUCUCUCUUGGGGCGGUAUUCUACGGCCGGUACCUAAAGAAGCUCUCCAAUCGCACGCAAGAAGCCCUUGGUGAUAUGACCAAGGUUGCUCAAGAAGCCUUGUCUGCGCUGCGCACGGUGCAGGCGUUCAAUGCGCGCCCGCAGGAGGAGGCAAAGUUCCACGAGAAGGUCGGGACCGUGCUCGCCCUCGCGCGCAAGGAGGCUAUCGCGAGCGGGGUGUUCUUCGGGGCGACGGGGUGGAGCGGCAACGUCACCCUACUGGCACUGCUGGGCUAUGGGGGGACGCUUGUGAGCAGGGGCACGAUCUCGAUGGGGGACUUGACGAGCUUGCUGCUUUAUACGGUUUAUGUGGGGAACGGGUUGCAGAUGCUAACCACAUUCUUCUCGUCCAUCAUGCGUGGCAUCGGUGCGGGAGUGCGCAUCUUUGACCUGCUUGAUCGUACCCCUGCGAUCCCUGAGAGGGGCGUCCCGGUAGACCCUGCUAGGCGCGGCGUGAUUCGUUUCGAGCAUGUGUGGUUCGAGUAUCCGAGCAGACGCAAUGCCCAAAUCCUCAAGGACCUUAACCUUGAGGUCGCCGUCGGUGAGAGCGUCGCUAUCGUCGGCCAGAGCGGAAGCGGGAAAAGUUCGAUCAACGCUCUCCUGCUAAGGUACUACGACCCGAUCAAGGGCAAGGUUACUUUUGACGGACAGGACAUCCGGGAGUUCACGCCUUCGUCUUGGCGACAGAUCAUCGGCGUCGUCCCACAGGACCCUAUUCUCUUCACGGGCACCAUCGCGUCGAACAUCGCAUACGGGAACCCGGAUGCGACACGCGAACAGAUUGAGGCCGCCGCGCGCGAGGCCAACUGCGAGUUUGUGUGGGGCAUGCCCCAGGGAUUCGACACUGAGAUCGGCCGCGCGUCGCUCUCGGGCGGACAGCGGCAGCGGCUGGCGAUCGCCCGCGCGCUGCUAAAGAAACCGGCCAUCCUUGCGCUCGACGAGGCGACGUCCUCUCUCGACGCGACGUCCGAGCACCGCGUCAACGACGCCAUUGACAAGAUUCUACGGUCUCGGCAAACGACGUGUCUCGUCGUCGCUCAUAGACUGUCGACGAUCGCGCGAGCGGAGAGGAUUGUGGUGCUGGAGGACGGGAAGAUUGUCGAGAGUGGGACGUAUCGGCAGUUGGUGAACCAGGAGGGCUCACGGUUCCGGCACUUGAUGGCGGCGCAGCUAAACGCUGCAGCCGGAGAGUCGCUCGCGUCUGGCGGCGCCGCGUCGCAUGAUCCAGCGCCGGUGUCGGAGGAAGUCCCUGUGCACGAACCCCAGAAGCAGGAGUUUGCUCCCUAG
Molecule: messenger RNA, 2154 nt
Organism: Dichomitus squalens LYAD-421 SS1
Lineage: Eukaryota; Fungi; Basidiomycota; Agaricomycetes; Polyporales; Polyporaceae
Product: P-loop containing nucleoside triphosphate hydrolase protein
Exons: 11
Coding region: 1-2154 (717 amino acids)
Biological process (GO): transmembrane transport
Cellular component (GO): membrane
Molecular function (GO): ATP binding; ATP hydrolysis activity; ABC-type oligopeptide transporter activity
Source: RefSeq, a predicted model, not a curated record